AUGGAUACUAUAUCAAAUGAGCAGUUCUGCACUCUAUCCAUGGUGUGCUGGAAUAUUUGGAACUUAAGAAACAACAUUGUGUGGAAAAAUCAGCCCUUAGAGCCAACAGUUAGUCUCAUUCUUAAGUCACGGACCUACUAUGCAGUCUGGAAAGAGGUUACUAUAGAGGUGCACCGUCCCAAAAACAAUGUCGUACAUUUGGAUCAUUGGAGCAAGCCGCGACAGGGAUAUUUGAAACUCAAUGUUGAUGCAGCGAUAAAUGUUAAUGAUGGCCGCAUGGGUUUAGGGUGUGUCUUAAGAGAUCAUCAAGGGAAUUUUGUUGCAGCUAAGGGAGCUCAUUGGAGAGGCAUUUUCAAUUCUAAAGAGGCUAAAGUCGUGGCCAUCUGA
Messenger RNA from Ipomoea nil (Japanese morning glory), 387 nucleotides. RefSeq lists its product as uncharacterized. The transcript has a single exon. NCBI's taxonomy places the organism in Eukaryota, Viridiplantae, Streptophyta, Magnoliopsida, Solanales, Convolvulaceae. The coding region runs from base 1 to 387 and encodes 128 amino acids. The record is from RefSeq and is a predicted model, not a curated record.